This is a messenger RNA of Anoplophora glabripennis (Asian longhorned beetle), 1235 nucleotides long. RefSeq lists its product as uncharacterized. The record is from RefSeq and is a predicted model, not a curated record. Bases 5 to 1156 code for a protein of 383 amino acids. The transcript has 2 exons. NCBI's taxonomy places the organism in Eukaryota, Metazoa, Arthropoda, Insecta, Coleoptera, Cerambycidae.
GCUAAUGGAUUCAGAAAACGACAGUGUUAAAAGCCAUACCGAAUCCGAGGAAGACGAUUUAGGCUGUUAUUUUCUGCAACCAUCCUCAGCACCGUACAACAUCACGGAGAAGGUGCAGCAAGCAAACGUUGACUUAUUCAAUACCCAAGAGAAUCGAAACGUAGAAAAGACAGCCAAAGUAAAAUUUCGAGAACUGAUAUCAUUCGAACCAGAUCUAACAGAUGAUGAUGUCAACAGUAUAGAAAGCGAUCGCACAGAGCUGUCACUCGAAGCCCGUCCAACGAUCUUGGAAUACAAAACGACCAUCAACAGUGAACAUUUAACCAUAUUUAAUAUUGAGGAGGACGUGGAAGAAUUGGAUGAAGUCCUCGAAGAUGUAGACAGUGACACUGAGUACAAACCCGAGAUCAAAGUUAGCACUGCCGUCGCUGAGAAAACAGUUGAAGGUGAUAAAACCGCUUCGUCUAGAAAAGAAUCUAGCAAGCGUAAGAGAAUGUCAAAGAGUAAAGCGGCUUUCCUGAACCCCCAAGAAGUGAACUGUAAGGAUCACUGCGUAGACAGACUUGAUUACGAUUUGUCUGUGUCCAUCAGAAAGCUCGAAAUCCAAGACAAACUAACCCUGCCGCCUCUUCAAUUAUUGCAAAGGAAAUGCUGUGACGAGGCCAAGAAGAAGAUCCACCUGAACCUGCCGCAGUACAACGGAUUGAGGUCUGAGUACGGCCUCACAUCUAGACAGCUAGAAAAGAGGGAAAAGCAAAAGGAGAUGUUGAAAAUGAGAGACCGCUUGCAUCAACAACUGAUGGAGGAAUACAAGCGUAGGAAGAUUCAGCAGAAUGAAGAAGUGUUCUGCCAGUGGCUGAAGGAGGUGUCUAAGAGAAAAUCCGAGAAGAAAUCUACCAAUAAGAGAGCUGCUAGCGCGAAAUUAAACAGUGGCGUUAGUAAACCAGAGAAGAAAAUUACGGAGAGACCCAAAACGGCCAACGCGUUCGUCCCCAGAACGAAACCUAGGAAGAAACGACGGCCACAGUCUACAAACGCACGUGUCUACAUCGAAGUUCCAAGGAGUUGCCUGGAAAAACAUCUGCGUAUCGGCGAUCUGACUAUCACAAACUCGAAACUGUUUUCCAGAAACGUACACAUUAUUACGAUUUCAUAAUAACAACCAAUAGUGGGUGUAUUAAAUUAUUAUUUGAGAUUUUUUCUUGUAGUAACAGAAAUUAAAUUAAAAAAAAUAA